CUGGUCCAGGCCGCAGUCCGGACCGCAUCUCGCUUUAGGAAACUUUCGUUCUACAGGAAAAUCGAAGCAAUUCACACGGCCUUUCAACGAGGAUGCACGAGUGAAGGCGUUUGCAACUUGCAGCGUUCGUCCGAGUCUCAUCUGCCAAGUGCCCUCAGGCGUGUCGCAAGGAUGCUGCUGUUUGCUCUGCUCGUUCUUAGCCACGCUGCACUGGGUUUGCCUAAUGCUGAUGACGUCACGAUCUCACCUUGGGGAUCGACUGAGAGUCCGCCAAUAACAACUCAUGUACCAGUAACUACAAGAAAGAAACCUGAUGACUUGGGCAUACGAUUGCCUAGCUCCUUGAAACCACUCCAUUACCUGGUCAAACUCCAACCCUUUAUCAAUGGCAACUUUAGCAUCUUCGGCUAUAUGGAGGUGGAGAUGGAGGUGCUGGAACCGACCUCCAAAAUCAAGCUCCACAUGGCCGACAUAAUCACCCAAAAUGACACAAUAAAGGUGUAUACUCCUGGUAAAACCGGAAGCCAAGCUGUGAGGAUCAAGAAGCAUGAGUAUGAUCAUGAUCGUCAGUUUUAUAUCGCCCAUCUGAAGAAAGAGCUGCAGAAAGGAAAAAAGUACAUUCUUUCUAUGGAGUUCCUUGGUUAUCUCAAUGACAAGCUGCACGGGUUCUACAGGUCGACCUACAUGGAUGCUGAUGGCAACACUAGGAAUGUUGCUGUGACACAGUUUCAGCCCACUGAUGCCCGCAGAGCCUUCCCUUGUUUCGAUGAGCCUGCCCUGAAGGCAACCUUUGAAAUUCAGCUCGCGAGGGAAUCUUGGAUGACGACCCUCUCCAAUAUGCCCAUUGCCGAAACUGUGCCUAUCGUCGGGCAAGAGGGUUGGGUGUGGGACCGUUACGAGAAGAGCGUCCCCAUGUCCACCUACCUCGUCGUCUUCGUUGUAUCGGAUUUUGUUCAAAUCAACAGUACAGUGAAUGACGUGGCAUUUCGAGUGUGGGCGCGACGAGAGGCCAUAGAUCAGGCAGAGUAUGCAAUGGAGGUGGGCCCUAAAAUCCUGAGUUUUUUUGAAGAGUAUUUCGACUUGCCUUUCCCUCUCCCGAAGAUGGACAUGGUUGCAUUACCCGACUUCUCUGCAGGAGCCAUGGAAAACUGGGGUCUUAUUACUUACAGAGAACAGUACCUCAUGUACAUUCCGGAAGUGUCAACCCCAGAAUCCAAAGCAUCUGUUGCUAACACAAUAUCCCAUGAAUUGGCUCACCAGUGGUUUGGGAAUCUGGUGACUCCCGUGUGGUGGGACGACCUCUGGCUCAACGAGGGCUUUGCUACCUAUAUAAGUUCCCUUGGUGUGGAUCGUGCAGAGCCAACAUGGAAGGUAUUGGAAACAUCUGUCAUCCAAAGAGCUCAUGGUGUGUUCGAUCUUGACAGCCUGGAGUCGUCACACAGGAUCAGCAUUCCCGUUGGUCACCCAGACGAAAUCGCCGAAGUCUUUGAUGGCAUAUCCUAUCAAAAGGGAGCGUCUAUCAUCAGGAUGAUGACCCAUUACCUCACUGAAGCAACAUUUAGGAAGGGGUUGACCAACUACCUGAAAGCUCUUGCAUACAAGAAUGCAGUGCAAGAUGACUUGUGGAAAUAUUUAACAUUGGCGGCUCACGAGGAUGGCAUUCUACCUCAGGAGGUGACUGUUAAGAUGAUCAUGGACACGUGGACGCUGCAGAUGGGAUACCCUGUUAUCCACGUUAAAAGAAGCCUGGAUGGAACCUCCGCCAUUUUGACACAGGAACGUUUCCUUGUAGAAAAGAGCACAAACUCUUCCGACAUGACUGAUUACAAGUGGUGGGUGCCGCUCACUUACACGACCCAGAGUGAGGCCAACUUCAACCAGACUCAAGCCAAGCUAUGGAUGAAGGACUCGGAGGAUUACAUCAUCGUCUUCUCCCUUCCACCCACAGACCAGUGGGUCAUCUUCAACCUGCAGCAGACGGGCUACUAUAGAGUCAACUACGAGGCCCACAAUUGGAAUCUUAUUAUCCAGCAGUUGAAGAAGGACCACCGGGUUAUUUGCCCUAUGAACAGGGCGCAGAUAAUCGAUGACGCUAUGAACGUUGCUAAAGCUGGUCGGCUGAGCUACGAUAUCGCCAUCGGUGUAUAUGCAUAUCUGCGAAAUGAAGAGGAAUAUCUGCCUUGGGCUACAGGUGUCAGUGAACUCACCUACAUAGAAAGUAUGUUCAAACGGAGAAGCGGAUACGGCGCUCUUAAGCGCUACCUCCUGGAUUUAGUGUUGCCGCUCUAUAAAGCUGUCGGAUUCGAUGAGAAGGUAGAUGAUCCUUACAUAGAGCAAAAGAAGAGGAAGAUAGCUGUGCACUGGGCUUGUAAACUGGGCCACAAGGACUGUCUCGACAAGGCGCUCACUCUAUAUAGGCAGUGGAUGGCAAAUUCAGACAACACAAGUUUCAGCCUCAUUUCACCAAAUCUCAAAUGGACGGUAUACUGCCGCGCCAUAAAGGAGGGCGGGGAGGCCGAGUGGGACUUCGCGUGGGACCAAUACCUGAGGACCAACGUCGCCAGUGAGAAGACUCUCCUUCUCUCCGCCAUGGCCUGCACUAAAGAAGCCUGGAUCCUGUCUAGGUACCUUGAGAUGGCCAUUAACCCGGCCAGUGGUAUAAGACUACAAGAUGUUGGUGCUGUAUUAAGAAGCAUCAGUUACAACGACGUGGGACGCUCCUUGGUCUGGAACUACCUCACACGUAACUGGAACGAUAUCUACGCAUUCAAGAAGAGGAGGAGAGGAGAAUUAAUGAAGAGCAUAACAUACAGCUUCAAUACAAAUGAGGAACUUCAUGAGGUCCAGUCGUUUUUGAGGCGGAGGAAGGUGUCCUUGGAAGGGAACCAGAGGAACGUCCAGCAGGCGGAGGAGAAGGUCAAGAACAACGUCGCCUGGAUGGACGCCAACUACGACGUCAUAGUCCAGUGGCUGGAGGAGAACGGUUACUCCUCGAAACUCAGGGUUACAUAAUUUCAUCUUCUAUCUUUGGGGUUUUCUCGUUCAUUAUUGCAUUUUUUAUUGUACAAAUACAAACAUUUUUGCAGGUAUGUUCUGGACUGUUAUAAUCAACUUCGUUGGCAUUCUUAUUGAAUAGGAACUUUAUCCAAGAAUUAUUGUGCUUACUUUUUGUUUUUUGUUUAAAGUGUUAGUACAAGUAAUAAACAUUGGAUGAUUA
Messenger RNA from Penaeus chinensis, 3217 nucleotides. RefSeq names its product aminopeptidase N-like. Lineage: Eukaryota; Metazoa; Arthropoda; Malacostraca; Decapoda; Penaeidae. Gene Ontology annotation, molecular function: metalloaminopeptidase activity; zinc ion binding; peptide binding. The record is from RefSeq and is a predicted model, not a curated record. Bases 172 to 3012 code for a protein of 946 amino acids. Gene Ontology annotation, biological process: peptide catabolic process; proteolysis. Gene Ontology annotation, cellular component: cytoplasm. The transcript has 18 exons.